CAGGAAUCCGUUUUCUAUAGUUUGUCUCCUUUUGGCUUCAGGACUGGACCCUUCUAGGCUGACUGGAAAGGACUCCAAAAGUACGAAGUGACUAGAUGGGCGCCCAGGUGACGGACAGCUAGGGAACGAAGAGUGGUCGUGUGAAUAGGAAUGCCUGCCCAAAUCCUGAGACCAGAGAUAAUGGAUGAAGAUCAGUUAAUGAAAGAAGUCUUGGAUAAGUUUAUUAAUUGUCAUGAGCAAACAUAUGAAGAAUUUCUGAGCACUUUUACUCACCUUUCAAAAGAGGAUAUUGUGGCCAAAGGGGGAUCACAUGGAAGUGAUUCAUCAGAAAAUAUAUUUACUGCUGAAAAAUUGAUCCGUAAAAAUGAAUCCAAUGGUCAUCAUUUUAGGAAUACGGCCAUCUUUCCUCAUACUUCGUCGGAAUGCUCAGAAGAGGACCAGAUAGUGAUUGAUGAAGGCCAACAAGUUGGCAGCUUUCUUCAAGGUGAUAUGACACGGGCUGGAAAGGUGAAGGUAGACAACUUCUUAGACUUAGAAGAUUUGGACAUGGAGGAAGAUAGUAAGCCCCAGAUGAACAAGGAUUGGAUGCUACUUCCAGGUGAAGUGGAACAGGGUAUAAUCACCAGCGUUCCUGCUUAUGUUCCUUCUGUGGACCUGCCUCUCUCUUCUGAGGUGAAGCCAAAGCCUGCUGAGGGAAGAACUCUGAAGCCAACGGAAGAGAUAUUUGGAGAUGAAGUGCAGCCCUUCUUUCUCGAUGAAGAAUUUGAUUACGACAAUGUGACUCUCACUCCCAAGUUCACUGCUGGAGAGAUAGCGACUAUCCAAGAACUGGCCAAGCAAAAGAGAAUGGAUACCAAUAGAGACUUUUUUGAAGCCCACAACUGAGUUAGUAGAUGUCUUUGUGUUUAGUUUUAUUUUGUCCAUAUUCAACCAACAUUAGAAUAAAGCAUCCACCAGCUGAUUCCCGCUGUGGAAAUUUACACAUCUACA
Cricetulus griseus (Chinese hamster) is the source of this 990-nucleotide messenger RNA. Lineage: Eukaryota; Metazoa; Chordata; Mammalia; Rodentia; Cricetidae. The record is from RefSeq and is a predicted model, not a curated record.